Monodelphis domestica (gray short-tailed opossum) is the source of this 958-nucleotide messenger RNA. RefSeq names its product late endosomal/lysosomal adaptor, MAPK and MTOR activator 4 (gene LAMTOR4). Gene Ontology annotation, biological process: cellular response to amino acid stimulus; positive regulation of TOR signaling. NCBI's taxonomy places the organism in Eukaryota, Metazoa, Chordata, Mammalia, Didelphimorphia, Didelphidae. Gene Ontology annotation, molecular function: guanyl-nucleotide exchange factor activity. Gene Ontology annotation, cellular component: Ragulator complex; lysosome. The record is from RefSeq and is a predicted model, not a curated record.
CCCAUGAGUACAUUCUAGGCAUAAGGGCCCUCUUCAGCAAAUACUGGGCAUACCAGAUUGUAAUAUAGGAGGAACAUUGAGGAGGCACGAAUAAUGUUCAGUAAACCCAGAAAAGUAGACUCAAGCCAGAUUAUAAAGGACUUUAAGAAUUAAGGGAGGAGUUUGCAUUUUAUUUUGGAAGCCAAAAGAAAGCCACUGGAGCUUCCUGAGCAGAAGAGAGAGAAGGUCAGACUUGUGCCAAAGGACUAUCAAUUUGGCAACUUAAUGGAAGCUAUAUUAGAGGAAAGGAUCUUGGGAGAAGGAGAUCAAUUAGAAAUUAACUUCACAUAAGUAAAUAACAAAUUUUUGUUGUGAUUGAAUUAGCAAAUCUAGAGGGAAGGACUAGGAGUCUUGAGUGUGCAGAACAUGAAGAAAGGAAAUAAGAAAUGACAUCUGCAUUGACCCAGGGGCUGGAGCGAAUCCCUGACCAGCUGGGCUAUCUAGUGCUGAGUGAGGGAGCCGUGCUGGCGUCAUCUGGUGAUUUGGAGAAUGAUGAACAAGCAGCUGGUGCAAUCUCUGAGCUAGUGAGCACAGCCUGUGGAUUCCGGUUAUACCGUGGCCUUGACAUGCCCUUCAAACGCUUGUCUGUGGUCUUCGGGGAACACACGUUGUUGGUGACUGUGUCUGGACAGAAGGUGUUUGUGGUGAAAAGACAGAAUCACAGCCGCGAACCCAUCAAUGUCUGAGGCUACAGGGGACUGGAGGGGAAAGUUGAGAGUAUCUCUGUAAGCUUACUGCUUUUCUACCUACCCAUUUUUUACCACCUCCCCGAGUAGAAUCUAGGCAUUCUGCCUUGCCCUCAUUCCUUCUCUCUCAUCUCUGCUCAUGGAAGAGAGAGUUGGGUUUCUUUCUCAGUGUUAAAGUGGAUCAUAGCAGGGACAAUCUCCCUCCUUUCCAAUAAACAUGGUGUCUGACACUA